Miscanthus lutarioriparius is the source of this 483-nucleotide messenger RNA. The record is from the annotation of a GenBank genome assembly. NCBI's taxonomy places the organism in Eukaryota, Viridiplantae, Streptophyta, Magnoliopsida, Poales, Poaceae.
AUGGGCCUCGCUCUGUGCGUCCUGAGAUCCGCGGAGCCGGGAAGCAAGGUCAUAGUCGUCAGCGAGAACGCCGGCGUCGCAGAGCUCGGAACCACAGCCGCCAUGCGAGUGAAGCCACUGCCGCGGGAGGAGUUCUGCGCGAAGGUCCUCAGCAGCCUACUCAGGACGAACCUCACCGCGCAAUUCUUGAGCGCUGUGCUCGGCGUCGUGCGCAGAUUCGAUGCGGAGCUGCGUGGUGACGAGGAUCACUUCUCGAAGUUUGGUGUCGCCAAGAUAGCGUUGGAGAUACUCCCUGUGCCACUGAGGCUCAAGAGCGAGGAACUACUGCGUUCAGCCACAGCUGCGCCAAGAGAGGAGGUGCGAAUUGUGCUGUGGGAAUCUGCGUGCCCACCUAACUAUCGCUACACUGUCGUCUGCGAGAAGGUAGAAACACAUGGUCCACAUGCAAACAUCGAGCGGAAGAGGCAUGCCAGGCAGCCGUAG